Nicotiana tabacum (common tobacco) is the source of this 2190-nucleotide messenger RNA. Its product is annotated as ABC transporter G family member STR2-like. Lineage: Eukaryota; Viridiplantae; Streptophyta; Magnoliopsida; Solanales; Solanaceae. Gene Ontology annotation, molecular function: ABC-type transporter activity; ATP binding; ATP hydrolysis activity. Gene Ontology annotation, biological process: transmembrane transport. Gene Ontology annotation, cellular component: membrane. The record is from RefSeq and is a predicted model, not a curated record.
AUGGGACAUGUUGUGGACAUAGGGAAGCCGGUAAACUACACAGGCGGGCUCGAGUUCACGAACCUAACAUACUCAGUAACAAAGAGGAUAAAAGAUGAAGAUGGGAAAUGGUUAAGUCAAGAAGUAGACUUAUUGCAUCAAAUAACAGGAUAUGCACCAAAAGGUUGUAUUACAGCAGUUAUGGGACCAAGUGGUGCAGGAAAAUCUACACUUUUAGAUGGAUUGGCUGGUAGAAUUGCGAGUGGAAGUCUUAAGGGUAAAGUUUCAAUGGGUGGAGUUGAUAUGAGUCCAAGUUUGAUCAAACGAAGUUCAGCUUAUAUAAUGCAAGAAGAUAGACUUUUUCCUAUGCUUACUGUUUAUGAAACAUUCAUGUUUGCUGCUGAUUUUAGGUUGGGAUCACUCUCAUUGUCCGAAAAACAGGAUAGUGUUGAGAAGCUAAUCGAGCAACUUGGAUUAUCUUCAACUAGAAACACUUACAUAGGUGAUGAAGGGACGCGAGGAGUAUCUGGUGGAGAACGUCGUAGGGUGUCAAUCGGGGUGGACAUUAUACAUGGACCUUCAUUGUUAUUCUUGGAUGAGCCAACUUCAGGUCUUGAUUCGACUAGCGCUCAUAGUGUAAUUGAGAAAGUGCACGAUAUAGCCCGAGCUGGAAGCACAGUGAUACUAACAAUUCAUCAACCUUCAUACCGUAUUCAAUUGCUUCUUGAUCAUCUCAUCAUCCUGGCUCGCGGACAGCUCAUGUAUCAGGGAGCGCCAAAUGAUGUAUCUCUCCAUCUUGUCAGGAUGGGGCGCAAAGUGCCUAAGAACGAAAGCUCGAUAGAACACCUGAUUGAUGUAAUUCAGGAAUAUGAUCAAUCCGAGUUUGGAGUAGAAGCAGUAGCUACAUUUGCACUUACAGGUAUGAAACCUCCACCGAUAGGUGCAGCACACGAGAUGUCAGCUUCCACUAUGGCAGCUCCAUCACCUGCCCGGCCAUCACACCGUGCUAAACAUCAGGCCGUGGAGGCACAGGGUCGUGACAAGGCGAGCAAACGUCUUCGCUUGCUAAUCAGUGGUCAAGAUGACAGAGAAUUUGAUAACAGUGUGAGGAGUCCCUGGAAUACAUCUAAGUCCUGGACUGCCAGCCAAAGUGGUGUUCUAAAAUCUCUAGCAUUUUCACCAGCUCGGCGCAAUCAUCCGAAAAGCCCAAGUAUUAUGGGUUCUUCUCCAGGAUGCUACGCCUUUUCUGCAGAGAUAGUUCAAGGUACUCCAACUCCUCACAGUAGUGACUACACUGUCAAUGAAAAUGACUAUUUAACACCCAAUGAUCUUACACCCCAUACCAAUCAUUCUAUCCAUGAUCUCGGGCCAAAGUUUGUGAAUUCCUUCUUCUCAGAGACAUGGAUUCUAAUGAGACGCAACUUUAUAAACAUCAUGCGUACCCCUGAACUAUUCCUCUCUAGGCUCGUCGUGCUAACAGCUAUGGGAAUUAUGAUGGCCACUAUGUUUUUGCAUCCUAAAGACAACAUUCAAGGGAUCACAAGUCGCCUCAGUUUCUUCAUCUUUACUUGCACCCUCUUUUUCUUCUCGUCCAAUGAUGCUGUUCCUGCUUUCAUUCAAGAACGAUUUGUCUUCAUUCGCGAGACUUCUCACAAUAAGUAUAGGGCCUCUUCUUACACUAUUGCAGGUCUAGUUACUUACCUUCCAUUCCUAGCUCUCCAGGCCGCAGUUUAUGCUGUGAUUGUUUGGUUUGCUCUAUCGCUACGAGGACCUUUCAUCUAUUUCUUGAUAGUUCUAUUCAUGUCAUUACUCUCCACGAAUUCAUUCGUUAUAUUCGUGAGCUCAGUGGUACCAAACUACAUACUAGGAUAUGCAGCUGUUAUUGCUUUCACCGCGCUUUUCUUCUUGUUUUGUGGCUAUUUCUUAAAUAGCCAUGACAUGCCACAAUACUGGAAAUGGAUGAAUUACAUUUCAACAAUGACUUAUCCAUAUGAAGGGCUACUAAUGAAUCAAUAUCAGACGAUAGAUUCGUUCGGAAAAGAUCCUCUAGGAAGAGAUGUAACAGGUUUUGGAAUCUUGAAAUCACUUAAUAUUUCACAAGAUUCAAGCAAGAAAUGGGAAAAAGUAUAUGUAAUGUUGGGAUGGGCUGUUUUUUACAGGGUUCUGUUUUAUAUUGUUCUUAGAUUCUUUUCAAAGAAUCAGAGGAAAUGA